AUGCUCCGCCUCUCACGGCGCUUGCUGGGUGCGGCAGGCGCCGGCCCGUUCGACCCGUACAAGAUUCUAGGCGUAAAGCCGGACGCCAGCAAAGACGAAAUCAAGAAGGCGUAUCACCGUUUGGCACUAAGGUUCCACCCAGACAGCGGGGCAGAGGGUAACGCAGCACGAUUUGCGGCGGUGAACGAGGCGUACGAGGCUGUUAAGGACGGAAAAUGGAAGCAUAGCGCUCAGCAGCAACAGAAGGCGGAAGAGCAGAGCAAUGGAGACUGGAGGGAUCCCAAGAUGCGCAUGUACGUCUACGAGCAGCCGGGCUCGACGACGGAUGGCUAUGUCUCCGGCGACACCGAGAAAUACGUGCGCUUUUUCAUGAUUGGCUGUUUUCUCUUUAUAUUUGUUCGCGUUUCGCUGUUCUUCCUUCUCCCGUCCGCAAGGAACGGCGGGCGCCACGAGAUCGUACUAGAUCAAGAGCGAUCGGACGGGUCUAUGUCUCUUGGAGCCGUCGCCAACCAGGAGACGCCGUUUGAACAGUCCCUCGCUGAUGCUGCAAAUGGCUGCAGCAACGGCUCCGUUCACGCGGAUGAGGAGGUGGAGUACAAGUGGGUCGAAAAGGGUGCGAGCACCCCCAUGAAGGACCCAUUGUCUUACAGGUGA
Messenger RNA from Leishmania mexicana MHOM/GT/2001/U1103, 654 nucleotides. RefSeq lists its product as hypothetical. The transcript has a single exon. Lineage: Eukaryota; Euglenozoa; Kinetoplastea; Trypanosomatida; Trypanosomatidae. The record is from RefSeq and is a predicted model, not a curated record. The coding region runs from base 1 to 654 and encodes 217 amino acids.